Megachile rotundata (alfalfa leafcutting bee) is the source of this 2805-nucleotide messenger RNA. Its product is annotated as Coiled-coil domain containing protein 39. Gene Ontology annotation, biological process: epithelial cilium movement involved in determination of left/right asymmetry; cilium-dependent cell motility; inner dynein arm assembly. Gene Ontology annotation, cellular component: axoneme. The record is from RefSeq and is a predicted model, not a curated record. Lineage: Eukaryota; Metazoa; Arthropoda; Insecta; Hymenoptera; Megachilidae.
AAAAUUUUGUUACUAAAAGAUUGAAAGAAAAAUGAAAUUGAAACAAAAUUUGACCGCAAAACUCGAAUCUACGGAGGAACGAAUUAAAAUGAUGAAAAAACGUAUCAAUAAUUUAAUGAUAGAACAAGAUAUGAAUCAAAAUAUUAUAAAUACUCAUUCUGCACAACUUGAAAGUGAAAAUCAUUAUUACCGACUGAGUUGUAGCACGGAAUCCAAUCUUCGUCAAGAAGCGCGAGAUUUUGAAAAAGAGUGGAAAUCAGUGAAUGAAAUAGUAUCAAAUAUUGAAAAAGAAUUAGAAAGAAUGACAAGAAAAAUAGAAAUUUCAAAAGAAACAAUUAAAUAUGACGAAAAAGGUUUACGCGAAUUGGAAGAAAUGUUAAAUCAAAACGAAGAUAAUAAUCAAUUAAUAGAACAAUAUAUAAAAGAAGAUUUAAAGGAAUAUAAGGAACUAGAGUUAAAAAGGCAAAAACUUAGUAAAGAAUUACAGUCAUAUCAUAAUACUAUCAUUAAAAUAACUAAUGAGGCACAAGAGAUGGAAAUUAUUCUUAGUCGAACAUCAACAUUAUAUGAUCAAACAUUAGUAGAAUAUCAACAAAUAUUUAAUCAAUGGAGAGAGAGUGUAACCAUGUUACAGCAAAGAAAUAAUGAUAUCAAAAAUAUUAUACAAGAAAUUGAAACGUUACAUGAAAUUAUGCAAGAUAAAAAAAAAGUACUUGAGGAAUCAGAACGAUUUUUAAAGGAACAGAAUGAUAAUAACAAACUAGUUGAAGAAUCAAUUAAUAAAUUGGAAAAAGAUCUUUUUAAAAUGAAAGACGAGCAACAAAAACUGAAAGAAACAUUUAGUACAUAUGAAAAUCAAUUAAUUGUAUACAAUAAUAGUGUGAAAAAACUAGCUCAACGUAUGCAACAAAUGCAAGCAGGCAUAAAACAUAAAGAAGUACAAAUUCAAACAAAACAUGCAAAACUGGAGAAAUUAAAUAAACAAGUAUCUGAUUUAACUACAAAAUUACAUGACAUUGAUAAUCAAAAAUUAGAUAUAGAAGAAAAAGCAAAGGAAGUCGAGGAUAUGAUCACGGAACAAGAAAAAAAAAAGUCUAAAAUAAUAAAAGAAAUAAAUCGAUUGCAAACAUCAAGUUUACGUGUAGUUCAUCAAAUAAAAGAUUUAGAGAAUGAGCAUAAACUUCAGAAGAUGCAGUAUCAGAAAGAGUCUAAAAAAUUCGAAUAUUUAGGUAAAUUACAUAGUAAGGAUGAACAGGUACUAGAGGAAAAGAAAGAAGUAUUGUAUCAAGUGGAAUUUGAAUUACAAAAAUCUGAGAUGAAAUUAGAUAGAUUAAAAGGUCUUGAAUAUGACAAGUCUGAAGUAGAAAGAAAACAACAAAAGAUUGAAGAACUACAAAAUACUUUAAAUGAGAAAACGAAAAUAUUCAAGUUAUUACAAAAACAAAUUAUAAGUUUAGAAGAUGACAUGAGAAAAAUAUCAAAUAAUAUGGCAAAUGACAAUACUGAAUUGGAGUCUUUAAAAAAUAAAAGGCAAGAUCUUAUUCUUUUCAUGAAUGCUGGAGAAAAAGAGCUAAAAUCUGCUCAAAAUCGUUAUGAAGAGAAACAAGUAGAAGAAGGUAUGUUACGGCUAAAGGUAUCGCAAAUGGAAAAGACAAUAUGUAAUCUUGGAAACAAUGUAUAUGAUUUGGAAAGAUACCAACUUGAAUUAGAAGCUGCAAUACGAGAACGUAAAACAGAAAUUGCAAUACAGAAAGAAUCACUUAACAUUCAAAAAAGAGUUGCUAGUAAUGAAUGCUCAGAAUUAAAAUGUGCUAUUGCAGAAAGAAAAAUACGAAUAAAACAAUUGCAAGCAAGAUAUGAUAACAGUGUAGCAUUACUAGGAACUAAUAGUGAUGGUACGCCAGUAAAUACUAUCCACUUGAAAAUUCAAAAUGCACAAGAAAAAUACCUUUUGCAAGAAGAAGGUGAUAAAUUAGAUGAAACAAUCAGGAAAACUGAACAAGAAAUACAAGCUAUGGAAAAUACAUUACGAAUAAUAAAUACUUGUAAUGACAAAUAUAAAGUUACUUUGAAUGCAGAUGAGGAUAACAAAUCUGAAUUAGAAGAACGUAACAAAUUACAUAAUGAACUUCAAAAUGCAGAACAGAACUUGAAAGAAAAAAAAGAAGAAUUGCAAUCAUUAACCAAAGAUAUGCAGAAAUUACAAGAGGUCUAUGCAAAAAUUCUUAAAGAUAUAGAUGAAGCUCAAGAACAAAAAGAAAAUAAAAAUCAAUAUCUAACUAAUUUAAAACAACAAAUUCAAGAACAAAAAGAAAAAAUAUCAAGAGCUGAUAAAAAUCUGCUAAAUGUGAAAAAAAGUCUUCAACGAAAAUGUAUAAAUACUGGGGACAAUACAGUACUUAUACAGGAGAAGGAGGUGCAGCUACGUGAACUUCAAGAACAAAAUUCAAUUGUUUUGCAAGAUAUUGCAGAAUUUACAGUUCAUCACAUAGAAACUGAAGCUUAUAUUAAAAAACUUUUAGCGGUUAAAAACAUAGAAUUACCAUCAAUUCCAAUAUUCAAUCAAUCACCACUAUCAAGUCAAUGUCAUAGUAGCACAAAUUCAAUAGAUUAUGAGUCAAAAAGUACAAAUCGUGGAAGCAUUUGUGGGUCAUCUAGAGAAAGUAUUGGAAAUAUUGUCAAUAUAGAACCAGAAUUUGAAACUGUUUCAGCAACAAGCUCGUCAAAAAAGUGUAUAAAACACAGGCAACAACGUGUGAAAACUCCUUUGCAAACACAGUCAAUAAAGAGGACUUUUUAAUUUCA